AUGGGCUACGAUGUACAAAGAGACUUGCUGUACAAAGACGGGCUUCAGGGGUAUCCUACAGCAUAUGCAGCUUUAAGCGGCUCCAGAUACAUUUCCUUGGCUCCGUCUGCUUCUCUAGAUUCUGUAUUCCGACCCACAACAACACCAUUUUACCAACCUUAUGUUCCAUGGAUAACUAGACCAUAUACUUUCGAAGAUUUUCGAAAUGUAGCCGCUACUCCUCUUGGGAAACACAGAAGAAACCGAACAGCAUUUUCUCAGCAACAGUUAGCUGCUUUAGAGCAAACAUUUGCUAAAACGCAAUAUCCAGAUUUGGAAAACCGAGAAAAUUUGGCUCGCAAAACUGGACUACCGGAACCAAAAAUACAAGUGUGGUUUAAAAAUCGCAGAGCUAAGCAGAGAAAGCUUCAAAAAGGGGGAGACAAAAACUAUAAUCCAGAGAAAAACAAGGAAGCUAUUAGCUCUACAACUACUUCUCCUCAACAAUCUUCUAAUGAAAAAGAAAUUGAACGAAAACAGUCCGCCAUUCUAAGUAAUUCAGAGUCAGAAAAGAAACUAAAUUCAUCCAAUUCUAGAUCCUUGGAAUAUAAAAUUAGUUCAGAUGUAAAAGAUGAAUUUGCAUUUCAUUCAACAAAUGCUGAAAGAAGAUCUUACAUAGUUUCAAAAAAUCCUAGCAGUGAAGAACAUUAUUCAUCGCCAGAGCAGAGAACGACCGAUUUAUCUAAUAAAGGAAUACAGAAAAGCCAAAACUUUUCAUCUACACCAAAGAGAACAGAUAUUGAUUACGUUGAAGAUUUAUCUCUGGACAAUCCUCAAUCUCCGGAACAUACUAAAUCACAAUAUCCUUUAAAUUUCUGGACAGGAAAACUGCCAACAUAUUUAUCUCCGACCACAAGUGAUCCUCAAUGUCGCUUUCUACCGAUGGUUCCAUCUUUCUUGUAUCCUCAUAUAUCUGGUAACUGGCCAUAUGCAUAUUAUGGCCCAUCCACGACAAGCACCGAAACAGCACAACUGUACGGCAACAAAUCAACUUGCUUGCCAAUUGAAAGAAUCGAUCCUAUUGGACGUUUCCCGGAAGGAGACUAAAAACAGUUAAAUGAUCUUAAUGGUCUAACACUGACACUUACAAUCUCAAAGAUAUAUCGUUCAGCAGUAGCAAAUUUUUGAAAAGUCCUGACUACAGUCUCCUUUGGAGCAAAUUCGUAGUUAUGUUGAUCUUGCAAAUUUGGUCUCAUGUAAUUUUUUUUUUCUGUUGUCCCGAAUUUCCUGUAUUCUGAUUUUUACCUGAUAAUAUUUAUAUUAUAAACUAUUCAUAUUAAGUCAAUCAACUUGCAAUACAAAUCAACUUGCUCACCACUCGAAAAAAAUCUAUCCUAUUAAAUUUUUCAAACUCUCAAAAAUAAAACUCUCUCUUUUGACGAUUCAUCAAUACUUGAGCUGUAUUCUGUAAAUUUUGAGAAUCAUAUUGUCACGAAAUUACGUGAUUUGUGACGAAAUACAAACUGUAAAUAUAAGACUAAAAUGUUUCCUCAACUCUGAACCCCAUCGCUGUACAUUAUGGGAUAUUGCUAACUUAAAUGAAGACUAGACGACUGAAAAUAGAAUGAUGAAAUAGGCCGACCGGAUGUAUGGUGGACAAGGAGUUGACCUCACCUGGAAGAUACUGGGUUCCAGUCUCGCUCCGGGCAUGGAUGUAAUUCAUCGCUCUAUCCUACCUGUUUUUCUUGCGUUGUUGGAGAGAUGUUCAUCUAACUAUGUGGCGGCCUCGAAAAAGUGAUCAAUAACAAUACCACCCGUUAGAUUCCAUAAGACAUUAAAGUGCCUCAUGGGUUUGUUUUUGGAAAAAUUGGAAUAGCAAAAUAUUUCCUUGAAUUGAAGAUUGGUUGCUCUUUGGUUCAGGUCAAAAUUACGAUCUGGGAAUGAAUGAAAAAAUUUAUGAAUGUAUGAAUGAAUUUAUGAAUGGGUCCACCCUGUAAAACGGGCUGUGACGUGUGUAGGGCUGAAAUUGUAUUCUUGGUCAUAAAUAACGCCACUGAAAACAAGAAGCGCACCCGUUGCUUUAAAAUUAGCUUGGUUUCCCAAGCAGGCUUGGAGGUAUUUGGCAAGUGACGAUAGAAACAACAACAACAAAUCCCACAAGAAGUACACUUCAUGUAAACAAAUCACCAUAUUGUCAACAAAAAUUUCACAAUUAUUCUCCGUUAAACUUCUGAUAAUUAUCCAAAAGCAUUUGCUAAACAUGCCCUACCAUGAUUUCACUCAAGAUUUUAUAAAAUAGUUUAAAUCUAUACUAAUUAUUUGCCAAAUUUACGGAGCUCGUAAAAACAAUACCUUCUUCACUAACCAGCUGCAGAUUGGUGUAAGCUUCAUUAAUUAUUGAUGUUAAAAUUUAACUACACCCUUUGAUGCGUGUAAAUACUCUCGAUUCGAUUUUAAUUUGACAUAAAGUAAUCAUUCACACAAAUAUUUUAGUUUUUCGACUCCAAAUUCGGAGAGGUAUUACUCAACAGUUUUUACAGUGUGGAAAAUGAACCUCAAUAAAAAUAAUUUUGUUUUUUACAUUAAUUAUAGCAUUAAUUGUUUCUUAAAUUUAUCAAAAAUAAUGCUUUUUUUUCUUAACCUAUUCAGAUGAAUUUGCAUUACAUUCAACAAAUGCUGAAAGAAGAUCUUACAUAGUUUCAAAAAAUCCUAGCAGUGAAGAACAUUAUUCAUCGCCAGAGCAGAGAACGACCGAUUUAUCUAAUAAAGGAAUACAGAAAAGCCAAAGUAAGUGUCACGUAACAUAUUACUGAUUAUCCGGCACUUUAUUACAUAACUCACUCGGUUAUAUAACUUAAUUUUCAACUUACCCGUAAAUAUUUUUAGCGAAGAUUAUAUCAAAAACAUAUUUGGAGUUUCUAAAUAUAAAUAUUUUAAUCCUUGUUAGUAGAGAACGAAAUGCUUUUCACAUAGAUUUAUUAUAAUUCCUGCUACGCCUUUUUACUUUGUGCUGUUGAAUUAAGCUAAAACUAAAAGAAUAACUAGUAAAAAAUGAACAGAUAUUUGUCUAAUUUUAAUCAAGCCUGCACUGUGAAAUAAAAUUUUGUAUAUAGUAGUACUAAAAUGGUGACAACUAUUUAACUCAACUAGAUUCAACUCUAGCAACUCAAACUAGAACGACUGAACCGAACACGUAAAAGUUGCUUGGGGAUGCAAAUUACUUCAGAAAAUCAAGCUUGUUUUACGGUAGAUUCUAAGUUACCAGAAAACUGUGUAACCGUGAUCUAGACCGUGUUACUGAUCUUGAUGAACCUUGGUUUCUUUUUC
Molecule: messenger RNA, 3306 nt
Organism: Parasteatoda tepidariorum (common house spider)
Lineage: Eukaryota; Metazoa; Arthropoda; Arachnida; Araneae; Theridiidae
Source: RefSeq, a predicted model, not a curated record